This is a messenger RNA of Schistosoma spindalis, 1511 nucleotides long. NCBI's taxonomy places the organism in Eukaryota, Metazoa, Platyhelminthes, Trematoda, Strigeidida, Schistosomatidae. The record is from the annotation of a GenBank genome assembly.
UGAGGAAUGGAGUGUAGUAGUUUUUCGCACGUAACAAAUCCGAUGUUUUCGUAUUCCAAUAAUUUAGGGGUCUGUUCAAAUCAGAUAAUAGCAAAUUCAUAUGAUUGUGUAAAGAUUGAGCCCAGUUUUCCAGAAGAAAUGGGACGAACUCCAAUGAAAGAAAUCAAUAACAUAGAAUCAAACAUGCGAGUUGAAAGUGCUGUUCAGAAUUAUGAACACAAUAUUCCUUCCCCAUACACUAAUUCAUCAUAUUCGGAUAAUUUUUCGAACUACGCAAUCAAGAACGAUUAUCCCACUUAUCAAUUACCUGGGUAUACGUACUAUCCUCAGAAUGACAUGAUAAACUAUUCAUGCAUUCCACCUCAUAAUUAUUCAUAUGAACAUAACUAUUCACCUGAACAAUUGGAUAAUAUCCCUCAUUCGUUCAGUUGUCAUCAAACCUAUGAAUGUUAUUCAUCAUAUUUACCUAUCCGAAACCAAAGCAGAGUCUUCCCCAUUAAAGUUGAAUCUCCGGAUAGUGAUACUGAAAAUAGUUGCUUUUCGACCAAAGAUGAACAGACAAAGAAAAAGUAUGCGUGCACAUUUCCUGGUUGUGAGAAAAGAUACUUAAAGUCAAGUCAUUUAAAAGCUCAUUAUCGAAUUCAUACUGGUGAACGUCCAUUAGUUUGUGUAUUUCCUUAUCCACGUAAUAUAACUGGUAAAAUUCCGAUUAAUUCAUUGACUAUACCAAUAUGUGGGAAAACAUUUGCACGUUCAGAUGAAUUAACGAGACAUUUAAGAAAACAUUUAAAUUUACGACCAUUCAAGUGCAAUUUAUGUUCAAAAACAUUUAGUAGAUCUGAUCAUUGUAAAACACAUCAACGUACUCAUUUACAUGGUCUCGAUAAAACAACUCCAUAUUCCAAUAAACAUACUAGUAAUGAAAUAAAUAACGAUUAUAUUCAUUCCUCAACACAUUUAAUAACAUCAGCAGAAGUGGGUGUGAAUUCUUUCAUUAAUCCUUUACCACCAACAUCAUUGUCAUCGUCAUCAUCAUCACAUCGGUCAUUUCCGAUGAAUACAGAAUAUUCACAAUCAUUAUCAUCAUUAAGAUCAGAUUCUUUAUCUUUAACUUCCUCUUCUAUACAUUUCCCAAUAUAAACACUUCAAUAAUAAAGUGUUAAUUUCACUUUUUUUCUCUUCGGUUAAUUUAAUUGACAAUUAAGCACUUUAUUUUUGGGAAACCAAAGCCCGGUAAUUAUCAUAUCUUUCGUUAUUUGGAAUAGGCUAAUAUUUAUUUUCGAAAUUAAAAAAAACGAAGGGGUAAAAACAUACUGGUUUUUGUUCAUUUAACAGAUUCUUUUAUUAACUUAUGUCGUACAGAUUUCCAUAUGAUUGGGUCAUCUUAUUUCUUUUUGAAGAUACAUAUUUUUGCUGUCAAAAUAACCUAAACAGAUUUUUUUUAACCAAAGAGUUGUUAUUUUAUUCUUUUUAUUCUGUAUAAUGUGUAAAUAAAACGUUUUACCAUAUGA